Messenger RNA from Zonotrichia albicollis (white-throated sparrow), 6907 nucleotides. The record is from RefSeq and is a predicted model, not a curated record. NCBI's taxonomy places the organism in Eukaryota, Metazoa, Chordata, Aves, Passeriformes, Passerellidae.
AGCUCCCUGCAGAAGAAGGAAAGUCCCUCUGGGAGCUGGUCCUGGAGCAGUUUGAAGACCUUCUCGUCCGCAUCCUUUUGAUGGCAGCUUUUCUGUCCUUUAUCCUGGCCUGGUUUGAGGAAGGGGAGGAGACCACGACGGCGUUUGUGGAGCCCAUUGUCAUCAUCAUGAUCCUGAUUGCCAAUGCUGUGGUGGGGGUGUGGCAGGAGAGGAAUGCCGAGAGUGCCAUCGAGGCGCUGAAGGAGUACGAGCCCGAGAUGGGCAAGGUGAUCCGCGCCGACCGCAGCGGCGUGCAGCGCAUCCGCGCCCGCGACAUCGUCCCUGGGGACAUCGUGGAGGUGGCAGUUGGGGACAAGGUGCCAGCAGACAUCAGGAUCAUCGAGAUCCGCUCCACCACCCUGCGGGUCGACCAGUCCAUCCUCACAGGGGAGUCGGUGUCGGUGAUCAAACAUGCUGACCCCAUCCCUGAUCCCCGGGCUGUCAACCAGGACAAGAAGAACAUGCUGUUCUCUGGCACCAACAUUGCAGCUGGCAAGGCCGUGGGGAUCGUCAUUGCCACGGGGGUGUACACUGAGAUCGGGAAGAUCCGCAACCAGAUGGUGGAGACCGAGCCUGAGAAGACACCCUUGCAGCAGAAGCUGGAUGAGUUCAGCCAGCAGCUCUCCAAAGUGAUUUUCCUGGUGUGCAUCGCCGUGUGGGUCAUCAACAUCAGCCACUUCAGCGACCCCGUGCACGGCGGGUCCUGGUUCCGUGGCGCCAUCUACUACUUCAAGAUUUCGGUGGCGCUGGCGGUGGCCGCCAUCCCCGAGGGCCUCCCCGCCGUCAUCACCACCUGCCUGGCGCUGGGCACGCGCAGGAUGGCCAGGAAGAACGCCAUCGUCAGGAGCCUGCCCUCCGUGGAGACCCUGGGCUGCACCUCGGUCAUCUGCUCCGACAAGACGGGGACGCUGACCACCAACCAGAUGUCUGUGUGCAGGAUGUUCAUCAUGGAGAAGGUGGAGGGCAGCCAGUGCAGCCUGCACGAGUUCAGCAUCACCGGCUCCACCUACGCCCCCGAGGGACAGAUCCUGAAGGACGAGCAGCCGGUGCAGUGCGGGCAGUACGACGGGCUGGUGGAGCUGGCCACCAUCUGUGCCCUCUGCAAUGACUCCUCGCUGGACUACAAUGAGUCCAAAAAAGUCUAUGAGAAGGUGGGGGAGGCCACUGAAACAGCCCUGACGUGCCUGGUGGAGAAGAUGAAUGUCUUCAACACAGACCUCAGCAAGCUGUCCAAGGUGGAGAGAGCCAAUGCCUGCAACUCAGUGAUCAAGCAGCUGAUGAGGAAGGAGUGCACGCUGGAGUUCUCCCGGGACCGCAAGUCCAUGUCCGUGUACUGCACCCCCAGCGGGGCUGGCAACAACUCUGCUGGCAGCAAGAUGUUUGUCAAGGGCGCCCCGGAGAGCGUCAUCGAGCGCUGCACCCACGUACGCGUGGGCACCACCAAGGUCCCGCUGACGGCCCCGGUGAGGGACAAGAUCCUGGGCAGGAUCCGGGACUGGGGCAUGGGCAUGGACACCCUGCGCUGCCUGGCCCUGGCCACGCAGGACACGCCUGUGCGCAGGGAGAGCAUGCAGCUGCACGACUCGGCCGCCUUCGUCCACUACGAGACAGGUGACGGUGUCAAUGACGCCCCGGCGCUGAAGAAGGCAGAGAUUGGCAUCGCCAUGGGGUCGGGCACGGCCGUGGCCAAGUCAGCUGCUGAGAUGGUGCUCUCUGAUGACAACUUCUCCACCAUUGUGUCGGCCGUGGAGGAGGGCAGAGCCAUCUACAGCAACAUGAAGCAGUUCAUCCGCUAUCUCAUCUCCUCCAACGUCGGGGAGGUGGUUUGAGGAACUUCAUGAGGUGCACUGAGGACAACCCCAUCUUUGAAGGAAUUGACUGUGAGAUCUUCGAGUCGCGAUACCCAACGACGAUGGCUCUGUCUGUGCUGGUGACCAUCGAAAUGUGCAAUGCUCUGAACAGUGUCUCUGAGAACCAGUCACUGCUGCGGAUGCCACCCUGGCUCAACAUCUGGCUGCUGGGGGCCAUCAUCAUGUCCAUGGCUCUGCACUUCCUCAUCCUCUAUGUCAAGCCCAUGCCUCUCAUCUUCCAGGUGACCCCCCUGAGCUGGCCACAGUGGGUGGUUGUGAUGAAGAUCUCCCUGCCUGUGAUCCUGCUGGAUGAAGGCCUCAAGUACCUUUCCCGCAACCACCUGGAUGGAGAAGAGGACAAGAAAUGAACGACCUGAGGGCAACUCUGAACUAGAGGAUCCCUAACUUGUCCCUGGGACUGAAGUCUUGCAUGCGUGACCAUCGCUAAAGCCAGCAGGACAUGCAUGUGUCCGACUCUCAGACAAAUGCGGGUGAAUCGUCGAAAAGAAAAAAAUCCUGAUUUUUGUUUUGUUCUGUAGCUUUCUUUUUCCUGUACAUAUGAGUGCAAUUACUGGACAGCUGGCCUAGAGUUUGGGGAUGGAGCUGUGUGGAUCUGAGUCAUUGUAAUGUGGUUCCUUGGGAUUUGUUUGUGCCAAAUUUGAGACCCUCUUUGCAAUUUUCACCCUGACUGAGUGAGCACGGGCAAGGUGGCCUUCAUAAGAGAUUAAGGCAGGAAGUUGGGAUUUGAGGGCACAUCCCCCAGUGGGAUGGGAUGCACAAGGCAGCUGGGAAGGGCUUGGCAGUGAGUGAGGGCAGGGAGAGAGGAGAGGGGGCUGUGUUGUUGAGCCUUGCUGAUGUCCAUAGUGUUGCUGCUGCUGUGCUCUGCUCUGGUGGCUGCAGCAGCUGGGCACGGCUUCAGAGUGUGUCCAACACUGGUGUGAACCUCAUGGAGGUGUGUUUACACCUCGAGGUCAGGUGCAUGUGGUGGAAGGCGAAGUUCUCCCUGUUUAUCACGCUGUCCUGUUUGAUCCCUGCAUUAUGGAAAGCCCAGCACCUUCUCAGGCUCAUCCAGCACCAAAGCACGAUGAAGUCUUGUCUGUUCUCCAUCUGGCAUCAUGCUGGAUCCCAUCUGCACUAUAUAAGGCAGUCCUUCUCCUUGGAGGGGCAGCCAUGUAAAGAAAAGAAAGGGGAUGCCCACCUUGCAUUCCUCAUGUCCACCACUCUUUCCUGGUCACACUUUCUUUCCUCAGUGAAUUUUUAACUAUUUCCUCAGCAGUAGUACAGCUUAAGUUUUUAGGAGCACAUCCAUGGCUUGAUGUGCUCUGCUUUGGAGAAUAUCACUGACUUGCACAGGGCAUCCCUGCCAAGGGAUCACGAUGGCAAUGAAUGUAUGCUUGUACAUAACGUGGUCUUUUUCCAUGAGUGGUGUUUGUUGUGGCAUCCCUUUUUGUAAGGCACCAACUUUAUCUUGCCCUCUGGGGAUUUUCUCCACAGCAGGAGUCAGACAGUCUUCAGUGAGGAUUUGUAGAUCAGGAGUGGAUUUUGGGAUCCAUUAAGUUUAUCUUUCUCCAUUGAGCUGCAUCACUGAGAAGCUGAUAGUGGGUGGUCUCUUCUCCAGCUCUCCAAAUUCUCUCUCCUGUUUCCCUCACCAUCCCCUAGGAUCCAUCCUGAUGAUAUUUAGUUAGCCAGAGCCUGUAUCUUUCCUUUCCCUUACAUUCCAGCAACAGCACUAGAGCCAGGGUCUGGGAUAGCAUUUGCUCCUUUGCUGUUGGGUUUCCUCUUCUACUUUUUGCCUCUUCAAAGCUUCCAGUGUUUUUCUGUAUCAUCUGUGCAAGACCAUCUCUCCUUCCAUACAGUAGGUGCCAAAUAUCAUCCCUCCUUUCUUUUCUCCAUCACCAGCAUUGAAGAUGAGCAGAGCCCCCAGACCAAUGGGAAUGUACAGAAUUGUUAUACUACUGAGCUGAUUUAUUGUACAGAAAAAAAACCUUGCAUGAAAUGUUGUUACUGUAUUUAAUAUAUAAUGUAUUCAAGAAAUUUUAAUAUGGAGCUCUUUAAAAAAGAUCUUUAUAGAUACUCUGUCGUUAGAAAAUUGUUGCUGAUUUUUUAAAAUCUUAUUAUACUUUGUCUUGAAGAAGUUUUAUUUUUCAAAUGUGUUCUGUCAAAAUGAUUUAAUCAGUUGAUCCCAUGGGAUAACCAAUUCCUGUUCAAAGAUUUUCACCAUGGAUGAGACCCACCCUGGUGUAGAGGACCAGGACAUGACCCAGGUACUGUAUAAGCCAAAAUAAGGCUUCAGUAAGACUAAUGCUGUAGACAUGUGAUUUGCCUUUCCUCAAAAGGGUGGAUUUCACCUUAUUUUAGUACAGGUCACAGAACUAAAGAAUUGUUUAAGUUGGGAAAGACAUCCAAGAUGAUUGAGUCCAUCUCCAUUGUUCUGUGCAGAAAAACAGCCAGUGGGAAUUUAGUCCAGUUCCAGCUCAGUGUCAUCAGAGGAGGCAGCUUCUCUGUUUCUCUGAGGCUGACAUCUAUUUUGGGAGAGGCUGGGCUGGAUUCAGAGCUGGGCUGGAUUCAGAGCAUCCCAGCCCCGUUUGGAGGGUCCAGCAGGGCCUGCAGCCUCCCUGGUCCCUUGUGCCUGCAGGAACCUGCUUGGUCCAUCCACCUGCUGAGUUACACUGCUUUCCCUGCACCUAAUGUCAGGUGGAGGGUUAUGAAUUUAACCCAAAUGUGUGUGGUGUGGAGAAGUUUCUUGUGUGAAAGCCCAGGCAGUGUCAGUCUGUUCAUGCAGCCAUUGGGUCACAGUUGUGAGUUACCAAAGCCUGAACCAUCAUGGGCAAGAAACCAGAGCUGUGUCCCAGCUUGUUCUUCCCAGCAGCAGCAAAUUGUGUUUUAUUUCUAUUGGGAGCCUUCAAGCUAUCUAGAAAAUGCCCAGGUAAUCUGCAUUAGAGCUGCCUGGAGCAGGUGGGACCAUUUUGACACAUCCCCAUUUCCCUUCUGAAUGGUUCACCACAUCUCUUGUCUCUCCCCACAUCCUUUAAUUACUUGGAGUACAGGUUUCACCCCAUACUUUUGAUUACAGAGGCUCAUACUUCAAACACCUCAAUGAAGUAGAAAAAUAUCCAUAGAUGUAAGUAUUUUUUCCUUUAUUCUUCGGUGAAAGGUCAGGAUAGAUCACAGAGUAGUUAUUUAUUGCAUGUGUGCCAGCAGCAGCAUGCUGGGAGCUUUUACAGGCUGGAACAUGUUCUUUUGUAAACUUGGAGGUCCCAGAGCCAAGACCAUCACUUUGGGAGAGGCUCUUGUGUCUUACCAAGGCAUCUGACAGUGCAAUACAAGGGAGAUGGACGCUGGGUGGCUGUUUUGCCCUAAAGCUUUUUUCAAAAGGCAGCUUAGGGGAAAACCUCUGGGAUCCUUGCUGUUCUUGGCAGCAGAGGUUAGAAAUUAUUUCCUUUUUAGUUUUAUUUUGAUGGUGCUGCCUGGCAUAUUCUAAGCCUAUAAAUAAAACUCAGUUCUUUCCAGCAAGACCUUUAGGAGUGGUGGGCUGCUGUGACAGAUCCUCCACAAGAUGCAGGGCAGAGGAGGUGCUGGAUGGCAGCAUGGGGUUGUGAUUAUCCAUGAGCACUUUAUACUCCUUCCUCAGGGGCCAAGGUGGGAGGGAAAGGUCCUGUGUUCCUGGGCUGAGCACCAGGGGGAUCAGCUGUGGUGGAAACUCUUUUCUGUUUUGGGGCAUUGUGUCAUUGCUGGAUGAGCUCUUCCCCCUGUGGUGUGUGAUCCCAUGGGGAUCCCACGUUGGAAAAGGAAAAAGAGCAAAGUGCUGCGUCCUGCAUUUUAUUUGUGUCGUGUGGGCCAGGUCUGGGUGAGGUUUGUGUUGGUGUGUUUGGGGUUUGGGCACUGUGAGCAUCCUGUGUGUGUGUUUCUGGUGAUGCUCUGCUCAGCCAAGGCUGGAUGGCACCACCAGGCACUGGGAGGGCAGCAGGAGGGACAGGCUCUAAGGAGGGGCUAGGGGACUUCAUUCCUGUAAAACCAUCAGAGAUUGCGUUGGAUUUUCUGCUCAUGGAGAUGGCAGAAGGAGGAGCAAGAGGAAAACUCAGCAUUAAUUUUUGGUCCUUCUUUUGUACAUCAGGUUGAUAAUACUGCUUCCCAGUCAGGGUCCUGCUCCACCAAAACUCACCAAAUAAUGAUUUGAGCUGUGCAGGGGCCCUGGCUGGGAGAUGUCCAUGAGCUUCAGUGACCUUGGCAUUACAUCACUCCUGAAACUCAAACACACCCAAGUCCCCACUACCAACUCCUGAGACUUACUGUGAUUUCUGGACCAUACCUGGCAUGGCCAUCACUUAUAAAUGUAUAAAUGAUGCCAGAGAUUCAGCCCCAUCUGGGCUCUUUUUCCUCCCACUUCUGCAGUGACAUUUUGGGGAAACAGCCUGGGAGUACUGACCAAGGAAAAGGCUUCACCCCAUGCAGAUCUUGUGAGGCACAGUUGGGGUUAGGAUUUGCAGGGCUGCAGUGAGGAGAUACAGGGUAAAUUGUGCUCCCUGGACCUUUUCUUGUGGUGCCAUUCAGCUUUUGGUGUGAGUGGAGCAUUAAAUGAGCCAAAAUCUGUGUGUGCCUGGAGUGAUGGGCACUUGGGACCAAGAGAAGGGCAGCCAGCAGGUGCCCUCAGUGGCUUCAGUCUGGGAAUAUGCUGAUUUUUUUAUAUGAGAUGCCUGAACAGCCAAAUGUAGAAAUCUCUGAGAUUGUGCUUCAUAGUAAAAGGUAAAUUGUUAUAUCUUGAGGGGUGGGAGGGUGUUCUCUGAGGGACAGAACUGAAAGAAAUGAGGUUUCCUAUUUUAUUAUAUGAGAGAUAUUUUUCCACUAAAUUCCUGCUUCCUAAACCAUGUCCUUUGUCUGACUGUAAAUAGCCAGGUGUGCCGGGAAGACGUGGGAAGGCUCCUUGAGGUCACAUCCAUACAAUCCACUCUGUUCACACAAUAUUGGGCUGAUUUGUUUUAUACUUAGAAAAUUACAGAAAUAAAAGCAAUUUUACUGGA